GAACAACUACCAUUCGUCUAUUUUCGAAAUCUCGCGAUCAGCCAGUCAAGUGCAAAAGACACACACUCUUUCCAUUUUCUUCUAGUUGGAUUCAAGUUAAUGAUUAUUAAUUUAUCAUCAUCAUGAAAUCACGUAUCUAAAUCUAGAACAUUAAAUUGAUCUUCAACCACACAAACUACCACCAGUUAGAUUCUCUGUUUCUAUCUCUGUGUCGCACGAUUCGAAUAACAUUUGGAAUUGAAUUCUUCUCCGAAACAAUUACAGUUUGAAUUGAAUACUUCAACAGUUCAACUCAGACAACUCCUCCUCGUCAUCAAAUUCGGAAAACCAACUCAAAUGGCUUGUACUAAGUUUUCCACUUCCGCCUGGGUAAAUUAUCUUCUUCUUCGUCAUCGUACGGUGAAGCCUUUGAAUACUUGUGUCUUUAGAUUUUAGGGUUACGCGUCGCAUCAUCAUCAGUAUCGUGUAGGAGGAGGAGAUACAUUAGCUACGCCAUGGCGCCGAGGAUAGAAAUAGAUGGAAUUGAUGAUGAGUUAUCAAGAAUUAUAAACUCUAAUCUGGAUCAUGUAUCUGCAAGGCGUCGUUCUCGUGAAGUAUUCAAAGAUAUUCAGCUUGGAAUUGAUCAUUGCUUAUUUAAGUUCAAAGAUGAUGGUUUGAAGACGAAAGAGUUGUAUGAGGUGAAUGCUAGAGGAAUCGAGAUUUUCUCUAAAAGCUGGCUUCCACAGACAUCCCCUGUAAAAGCCAUUCUUUGCUUCUGUCACGGUUAUGGGGACACUUGUACAUUUUUCUUUGAAGGAAUCGCUAGGAAGUUAGCAUCAUUUGGAUAUGGAGUUUAUGCUAUGGAUUACCCUGGAUUUGGUCUUUCUGAAGGUCUUCAUGGCUAUAUAUCUAGCUUCGACGGACUUGUAGAUGAUGUCAUCGAGCAUUAUUCUAAAAUUAAAGAAAGUAUGGAGUCCCAAAAUGUGCCAAGUUUCCUGUUUGGACAAUCGAUGGGUGGAGCAGUCGCUCUAAAGGUGCACCUAAAACAACCAAAUGCAUGGAGUGGGGCUGUUCUUGUCGCGCCAAUGUGUAAAAUUGCAGAAGAUAUGGUUCCCCCACUAUUGGUGAAACAGUUGCUUAUCGCUGUAACAAAUGUCCUCCCCAAAUCAAAAUUGGUUCCUGAAAAGGAUAUAGGAGAGAUGGCAUUUAGGGACUUGGAAAAGAGGAAACUGGCAAAAUAUAAUGUCAUUGCAUACAGAGAUAAACCACGGCUAAGGACUGCUCUAGAGUUGCUUAGGACUACCGAUGAAAUAGAACGUCGUCUGGAAGAGGUUUCUCUGCCUAUAUUAAUCUUGCAUGGGGAGGGUGAUAUUGUAACUGAUCCGUCUGUUAGCAAAGCUUUGUAUGAGAAAGCAAAAAGUUCGGACAAAAAACUUCAUCUAAUUAAGAAUGCUUCUCAUUCUCUUCUUGAAGGUGAGCCAGAUGAUAGUAUACUCGAAGUAUUUAAUGAAAUCAUAUGUUGGCUAGAUGAGCUCACCAUCAACAAAACCUAGUGUUGACCAAUAUUUCCAUUCUUUCAUUUUCUGUACAAUAAUCCAACACCACCAGAUGCUGUAAUUAUCCAAGUGAAGUUAUUUUUUAUUCUCUGAAGAUAGAGUAUAUACCUAGGCGUUGAUUUUAAAUAAUGCAGUUUCAAUUUC
Papaver somniferum (opium poppy) is the source of this 1679-nucleotide messenger RNA. RefSeq names its product caffeoylshikimate esterase-like. Gene Ontology annotation, molecular function: lipase activity. Bases 495 to 1532 code for a protein of 345 amino acids. Gene Ontology annotation, cellular component: membrane. Lineage: Eukaryota; Viridiplantae; Streptophyta; Magnoliopsida; Ranunculales; Papaveraceae. The record is from RefSeq and is a predicted model, not a curated record. The transcript has 9 exons.